Sparassis crispa is the source of this 1509-nucleotide messenger RNA. RefSeq names its product Purine-cytosine permease fcyB. The record is from RefSeq and is a predicted model, not a curated record. Lineage: Eukaryota; Fungi; Basidiomycota; Agaricomycetes; Polyporales; Sparassidaceae. Gene Ontology annotation, molecular function: transmembrane transporter activity. The transcript is spliced from 11 exons. Gene Ontology annotation, cellular component: plasma membrane. The coding region runs from base 1 to 1509 and encodes 502 amino acids. Gene Ontology annotation, biological process: transmembrane transport.
AUGACCGACUCAUCCCAAGAGAAGAUCCCGACGAAUGUCGAUAUAGAGAACGACAUCGCUGCACUCUCCCAGGUCGCCGAGAGGGAGAAGGAUAAUCUGCACAUCUAUAACCGCUGGACGCAGAAGUUACUCGUCUGGGGAGUAGAAGCGAGAGGUAUCCUCCCGGUACCUGUUGAGCACCGGACUGACACCCAGUACCAUAAACUGUUUUUCAUAUGGUUAUCUGCGAACUUCAACAUUCUAUCGUUUUCCGCAGGCACUCUGGGUCCUGUUGUAUACGGCCUGGGACUGAGAGACUCAUGCCUUGUCAUCUUGUUCUUCAAUCUGCUAUGUAGCGCUCUUCCUGCCUAUCUAACAGCAUGGGGUCCGAAGCUAGGUUUGCGCCAGAUGUGCCAGGCCCGUUACAGUUUUGGUUUCUUUGGGGUUAUUAUCCCUAGUAUCUUCAAUCUUGCAUCAAUGUGUGGAUUUUGUAUCUUGAAUUGUAUUCUUGGCGGCCAAACACUUGCCAGUAUCACUAACGGGAAUCUCAGCUGGAGUGUAGGAAUUGUAGUAAUAGCUGUAGUGUCUCUUCUGAUAUCAUUUUGUGGUUACAAAGUGAUUAAUUGGUAUGAGCGACUCGCUUGGCUACCUGUCCUCAUCAGCUACGUCGUAGCCCUCGGCUUAGGUGGCAAGCAUCUAUCGAAUCCCCCAUCGGCGGCUCCCGCAACUGCCCCAACUAUCCUAUCAUUUGCCUCGACGAUUGCAGGCUUUGUGAUAACGUACUCCCCCAUGAGCUCGGACUUCACCAUAUAUUACAGACCUGACGUUCCAAGUUGGAAGAUGUUCUUGUAUUCCUACCUUGGAUUCAACAUCCCAAUUAUUCUCGUACAGUGUCUUGGUGCUGCCGUGGUCGUUGCCACACCAUCCGUCCCAGCAUGGGCAGCAGGCUAUGAUGGUGGGAAUGUCGGUGGCCUAUUGGAGGCCAUGCUCAGCCCGUGUGGAAACUUCGGGAAAUUCCUGACGGUGCUGCUUGCACUCAGUGUCACGGCAAAUAUUGCGCCGACGUUCUAUUCGAUGGGCCUCAAUUUCCAGGUGUUUAUCCCCGCCAUGGUUGUCGUGCCGCGAUACAUGUUCGCUUUGGUUGCCACCGCUAUCAUUAUCCCCCUGUCAAUCAUUGGCGCGCAUACCUUCUACUCCACACUCACAAAUUUCCUGGGGCUGAUCGGAUACUGGGCGAGUGCCUUCGGUGGCAUCGUCUUGAUGGAACACCUCGUCAUCCGCCGCAACGACUUCUCCGCAUACGACCUGCGCUUCUGGAACAAUUGGCGCCACCUGCCGACGGGUCUCGCCGCGCUCGGCGCGUGCGCGCUGGCCUGCGGGCUGAUCGUGCCGUCGAUGGACCAGGUGUGGUUCGUCGGCCCCAUCGCGAAGAAAACGGGGGACAUCGGAUUCGAGUUGGCGUUUGUAUCAACUGCGCUAUUCUACAUACCCCUUAGAUACCUCGAGUUAAGAUUCAAGAAGCUGGUAUAG